Patella vulgata (common limpet) is the source of this 5808-nucleotide messenger RNA. Its product is annotated as lactase/phlorizin hydrolase. NCBI's taxonomy places the organism in Eukaryota, Metazoa, Mollusca, Gastropoda, Patellidae. The record is from RefSeq and is a predicted model, not a curated record. Gene Ontology annotation, biological process: carbohydrate metabolic process. Bases 1 to 5808 code for a protein of 1935 amino acids. Gene Ontology annotation, molecular function: beta-glucosidase activity. The transcript has 29 exons.
AUGAAGUCAUUAUGCUUUGUUUUAGCUUGGAUUUUUACAGUAAGUUCAGGGACUCAAUAUGAUGAUGAAUUUUAUUAUGGUAAAUUCCCUGAUGGUUUUGAAUGGGGUACAGCCACGGCAGCGUAUCAAGUGGAAGGGGCCUGGAAUAUAGACGGUAAAGGUGAGAGUAUAUGGGACAGAUUCAGUCACACGCCAGGUAAAAUAGAUAAUGGUAUGACCGGUGAUAUAACGUGUGAUAGUUACCAUAAAUAUAAAGAGGAUGUCCAGAUGUUAAAACAACUAGGGGUAACCACUUACCGGUUUUCUAUAUCCUGGUCUCGGAUUCUACCAGACGGCACCAAUGGUACCAUUAACCAGAAAGGUAUAGACUAUUACAAUAAUCUUAUUAAUGAAUUAUUGAAGAAUAACAUCAAACCAAUGGUGACAUUAUACCAUUGGGAUUUACCCCAACAGUUGGAAUACAGAGGUGGAUGGUUAAACGAGGAGAUCAAUGACUUCUAUGCUGAAUAUGCCAGAAUUUGUUUUCAAAACUUUGGAGAUCGGGUUAAAUCAUGGAUUACAUUUAACGAACCUUGGGUUGCAUCCAAUCAGGGUUAUGGAGAUGGUUCGAUGGCUCCAGGUCUUUAUGGUCCUGGUACAAACGUCUACAUAACAGCUCAUAACAUGAUCCGUUCCCAUGCUAAAGCCUAUAAUAUUUACGAUAAGGAAUUCAGAUCUAAGCAAAAUGGAACGAUUGGGAUCACGUUAAACUUUGGAUUUGCUAUGGCCAAGGACCCAAGCAAUCCUUACGACCUUGAAGCAGAGGACAGAUCUCGACAGUUCUCCCAUGGCUGGUUUGCUAAACCCAUCUUCUUAGACGGAGAUUAUCCCGAGGUCAUGAAAACUCAAAUUGCAAAGAAAAGCAAAGCAAUUGGUUUAGCAAAAUCACGACUUCCAGAAUUUACAGCCGAAGAGAAGAAGAGUAUACGAGGUACUGCUGAUUUUAUGGGUUUAAACUAUUAUUCUGGUAAUUAUGUUUAUGGAAAAGAACUACCUGCUGAUCCGCCAUCUUAUUUUAGUGACCAAGAUGUAGUAACAGAAGUUGAUCCCGCAUGGCCAAGCUCUGGUUCAUCCUGGUUGAAAGUUUAUCCCAAGAGUUUCAGGAUGGUUUUGAACUAUUUAAAGACCCAGUACAACCACCCGGUGAUAUAUGUAACAGAAAACGGUGUGUCCGACAGAAACGCCACCAUAUACGAUCAGAACAGAAUUAAUUAUUAUAGGGAUUAUAUCAAUGAAAUGCUUAAAGCUAUUCGACUCGACGGAUGUGACGUAAGAGGAUUUGUAGCUUGGUCAUUAAUGGAUAAUUUUGAGUGGGCAAGAGGUACGACAGAGAAGUUUGGAUUGUUCCAGACCGACUUCAAUGAUCCGAACAGACCUAGGACCAUGAAGGCUUCUGGACGUUAUUAUGCCCAGGUCAUUAAAGAUAACGGAUAUCUGCCCGGUUAUCCGGGACCGGCAGGAAUGGCCACCGGUCUGGUCCCUUACGAAAAUGAGUUUCUGUAUGGUGAUUUUCCUGCUAAUUUUAGCUGGUCAACCGCAACUGCUGCUUAUCAGAUUGAAGGUGCAUGGAACGAAGGAGGAAAGGGUAAGAGUAUAUGGGAUGUAUUUAGUCAUGUACCUGGUAAUGUUGUAAAUAAUGACACAGGGGAUGUAGCUUGUGAUAGUUAUCAUCAAUAUAAAAAAGAUGUACAGCUACUCAAAGAUCUGAAGGUUUCAAAAUAUCGAUUUUCUCUGUCAUGGCCGCGUAUUCUACCGGAUGGAACGCCAUCUUCCUUGAACCAAGCUGGUGUUGAUUAUUAUAAUAAACUUAUUGAUGAACUACUGGCUAAUAAUAUACAACCAAUGGUUAGUUUGUAUCAUUGGGAUCUACCUCAAGCAUUGUCCGUACAGGGAGGAUGGUUAAACGAUUCCAUAGCCGACUGGUUUGCUGAUUACUCCCGUGUGUGUUUCAAGGCCUUUGGUGGAAAGGUAAAAUAUUGGAUGACUAUCAAUGAACCCGCGUCCAUCUCCGUCAUUGGUUAUCAGAAUGGUGUAUUUGCUCCUGGAAUAAAGGGUGGUACUACAGCUCGUUAUCGUGUGGAUUAUAAUAUGUUAAGAGCUCACGGGAAAACAUAUCGACUCUAUGAGAAGGAAUUUAAAGGUGCACAGAAAGGAAUGGUGGGCAUAGUAAUAUCUGCAGGAGACGAUAAACCUAAAAAUCCUUUAGACAAUUCUGAUGUGGAAGCUGCUGUUAGAUCUGCAGAGUUUGGUCAUGGGAUUUACGCCAAUCCUAUAUAUGGAACAGGGGAUUUUCCAGACAUUGUUAAGCAAAUAGUAGCUGAAAAAUCAUCUGCCGAUAAGGCUCCAAAUCGUCUUCCUACUUUUACCCAAGAUGAAAUCAAAAUGAUAAAAGGUAUUUCCGGAUCCAGCUGGCUGAAAGUCACACCAUUUGCAUUAAGAAAAAUGCUUAACAGAAUUAAAUAUAGCUAUGGCGAUAUUCCUGUUUUUAUAACAGAAAAUGGUGUUUCUGACCUCACUGGAGAAUUAAAUGAUGUAGAUAGGAUUACCUACUAUAAGCUGUAUAUCAACGAGGCUCUAAAAGCAAUCAAAUUUGACAAUGUUAACGUCAUUGGUUUUACGGCUUGGUCACUAAUGGACAACUUUGAAUGGGCGAGAGGUUACUCAGAAAAAUUUGGUCUUCACCAGGUUGACUUCAAUGACCCACAACGUCCUCGAAAGGCAAAAGCAUCGGCUCGUUGGUAUUCACUGUUGGCAAGCGACAAUGCAUUUAAGCCCGGAUAUACGGGUAAAGGUGGACGAGGAACUGCAGUUCAGAUGGAAAAUGAAUUUUAUUAUGGAAAAUUCCCGGCUGAUUUUGCGUGGGGUUGUGCUACUUCCGCUUACCAGAUAGAAGGUGGAUGGAACGCGGACGGUAAAGGGCCGAGUGUCUGGGAUACGUCAACAGCUAAAGGAUUAUCUUAUGGUAAAGAAACGGGACAGAUAGCUUGUGAUAGCUACCAUAAAUAUAAAGAAGAUGUCGAUAAAUUGAGAGAUCUGGGUGUGAAUCACUAUCGAUUUUCUAUUGCCUGGUCCAGAGUUUUACCCAAUGGUACUAUAUCAUCAUUGAACCAAGCCGGAUUAGAUUACUAUCAUAAUCUGAUUAAUCUGUUAAUCUCCAACAAUAUCCAACCUGUUGUCACCCUGUAUCACUGGGAUUUACCUCAAGCUCUUUCUGAUCGUGGUGGAUGGACAGAUAGUUUUAUCACUGAUGCCUUUACACAAUAUGCUGAUCUCUGUUUCAAGGAGUUUGGAGAUAAGGUUAAACUGUGGAUCACAUUUAACGAACCACAGGUUUUUACCACUGGUAAUUUUGAUUUACGGGGAAAAGAUGGAAUUCUGCCGUACAAGAAAGCACAUAAUGUUUUAAUAUCUCACGGUAUGGCGUAUCGACAUUAUCAUACCAAAUAUGCGGCUACCCAGAAAGGUAGAGUAACCAUCACCUUGAAUGGAAAUUGGGCAGAACCAAAGAAUCCUCUCAGUUUGUCUGACUACGAAGCCUCUGACUGGACGAUGCAGUUUACAUUUGGUUGGUUUGGACAUCCAAUCUACGUCAAUGGUGAUUAUCCACCAAUAAUGAGAGAACGCAUCGAUCGAAUCAGUAAAGAACAGGGUUUUAAUACAUCGAGGUUACCCACAUUCACACCAGUCCAGAUGAACAUGAUCAAAGGAUCAAAGAUAAUAUUACCCACAUUCAAACCAGACCAGAUGAACAUGAUCAAAGGUUCCCAUGAUUAUAUUGGUUUAAAUCUGUAUUCGGCUGAUUUGGUAACGAAAGUAGAAAAUGAUACAGCUGGGAUGGAAAAAUCAGAGUAUGGUAAAGAUUUUGGAAUAACAGGCAUGAAAGAUCCCAACUGGAAGAAAUCAGCUUCAACCUGGUUAACCGUGAAUCCUUGGUCUAUAAGAAAGUUGUUAAAUUGGGCGAAGGUUAAUUUUGGAGCUGAAGACAUCUAUAUAACAGAGAAUGGUUUAAGUGAUAAAACGGGUACUAGAGAUGAUGUUGAUCGUGUGGAAUUCUAUAGAUAUUAUCUAAACGAAGUAUUAAAAGCGAUCGAUUUGGACAAAGUUAAAGUUCGUGGUUUCAUGGCUUGGUCAUUGAUGGAUAACUUUGAAUGGGGAAGUGCUACAUCUCAGAAAUUUGGACUGUAUCAGGUUGACUUUAAUGACCCCAAGAGACCAAGAAGACCCAAAGCUUCGGCAGCGUUUUAUUACAAACUAAUAAAAGACAACGGUUUUCUUCAGGGCUCAACAAGCGACCCUGCCACCAAGCUUGUCUUACCAUAUCAAGAUGAUUUCUUGUAUGGAGAUUUUCCAGCAAGCUUUUCUUGGGGUGCAUCUACAGCUGCUUACCGAGUAGAAGGUGGCGGUCGCGCUGAUGGUAAAGGAGAAAGUAUAUGGGAUCGUUUUGAAGAUAGGUCAAUCUCCGACAAUAAUUCCGACUACAAGAAACCAGACAGCUAUAUACAUUAUUUAGACGAUCUAGGAGCUCUUACUCAAAUCAAUGCAAAGCAUUAUCUAUUUAGUAUAUCAUGGUCACGAAUCAUGGCUGACGGAACUACCAGAACUGUGAAUCAAGCCGGUAUACGAUAUUACAAUAAUCUGAUUAAUGAACUGGUGGAUGCUGGAAUAGCACCAGCAAUAUCUCUAUAUUACUGGGAUUUACCUCAAGCAUUACAGGAUCGUGGUGGAUGGCUGGACGCUUUCACGGUCGACGCAUUUCACCAAUAUGCUCGCUUGUGUUUUAAUGAAUUUGGAGAUCGGGUAAAGACGUGGAUAACGUUAAGUAAUCCUAGAAUUCAUGCUGACCAAGGAUAUAACACAGGAGAAAUGGCACCCAGUCAUCAAGGCAAUCGGGCUGACCUUUUCAAAGCUGGUCAUAACAUGCUCCUGGCGCAUGCUCACGCAUACCAUUUAUACUAUGACGAAUUUAGACCUGUACAAAGAGGUCAGAUCGGUAUAGCUCUUACCGGAAGUUGGUCGUACCCUAAAGACCCCUACGAUCCUGCGGACCAUUUUGAAGUUGAAAAGGAUAUGGCGUUUGGAUUAGGCUGGUUCGCACAUCCUAUUUUAUCAACGGGAGAUUACUCCAACUUAAUGAAAACUCAAGAUGUCAACAUACCCACUUUAAGCGUAGACCAACAGAAGAUGCUGAAAGGUUCUGCUGACUUCCUUGCUGUAGAUUAUAAAGAAACUACACACAUGACAGAUAAUUCCAGUGAUUUUUCUCGUUUGAAUCCUGUUGGUUUAAGGAAGUUACUAAUUGAGAUCAGAAAACAGUAUAACAACCCCGCUGUUCAUAUUGGAGAAAUAGGUCUAAGUUCAUAUUCUGCAACUCUCGAUGAUGAUUUCAGAUCCGAUUUUAUACGAACUUACUCUAAUGAAGUACUAAAAGCAAUAGAAUUGGAUGGGUGUGAUGUUCGAGGCUUGACCUACAAAUCAUUGAUUGACGAUUACCACACUAAAGACGGAUUAUUUAAAGUCAAUUUCGACAAUAUAAACCGCCCUAGAGUACCACGCAAGUCAGCUAAAUACUUUGCUAAGCUUGUGAAAGCUAACGGAUUCCAUAGAGAUGGACCAUCAGCACCCAUGACCUUGACUACCACAUUGCGGCCUCGAUUAGCAAGAGCAGUGUCGCGAUCAUCAAGAUCUCUCCCUUCUGUAUAUAUUAAUGUUUUACUUUUAACAUUUUCACUGUCUAUAGUUUUGUCCAAAUUUUCAGCCAUAUUUCUUUAA